This is a messenger RNA of Dipodomys ordii (Ord's kangaroo rat), 1971 nucleotides long. RefSeq names its product histidine rich calcium binding protein (gene Hrc). The transcript has 7 exons. The record is from RefSeq and is a predicted model, not a curated record. Gene Ontology annotation, molecular function: calcium ion binding. The coding region runs from base 1 to 1971 and encodes 656 amino acids. Lineage: Eukaryota; Metazoa; Chordata; Mammalia; Rodentia; Heteromyidae.
AUGGGCCACCGUGGGCCCUGGCUGUACACCUCUGUCCUCUGGGCUCUGGUGGCCAGCCUGCUCCUCCCUCCUGCCAUGACCCAGCAGCUGAGAGGGGCUGGGCUGGGCUUCAGCAACACCAACAACAAUGCAGGAGUCCCCGGGCCUGCAGGGGACAUGUCAGCUGAGUUUGGCCACCACCGCCACAGCCACAGGAGCCAUCAAAGUGAGGAGAAAGAGGAAGAAGUGGCCACUGAAAAUGCACAUCAUUUCCGGAGCCACAGAGACCCUGGGGAGGAGGAAGAGGAGGAGGCGGAGGAGGAAGAUAGCUCCAGGGAAUAUGGCCACCAAAUGCAAGGCCACAGAUACCAAGGCCAUGAAGAUGGAGAGGAGAAUGUGUCCCAGGAGGUCUUCACUGAGCAUGCCCGGCCGAUCACUCAGCACAGAAGCCAGAGCAAGGAAGAUUUGGGAGACUCCACUGAGCACAGAGACCACUUUCCCAGCCACAGGAGCUACAGCCACAAAGAUGAGGAGGACGAGGAGGACAUUGUCUCCAGUGAGCAUCACCGUCACAUCCCCAGGCAUGUCCACCAAGGCCAUGGAGGGGGAGAUGAUGAUGAUGAUGAAGGGGAGGGGGAGGAGGAGGUCUCCUCUGAGUAUAGGCACCAGGCCCACGGGCACCGAGGCCACAGGAAGGAAGAGGAUGAAGAAGAAUCAGAGGAACACCACCAGCACAGUCCUCAUGAUGGACACCAAGGCCAUGAAGAAGAUGAUGAUGAUGAUGAUGAUGACGAUGAUGAUGAUGAUGGUGGUGGUGAUGAAGAAGACUCUAUUGAGAAUGGACACCAGGCCCACAGGCACCAAGGCCACAAAAACGAUGAUGAUGAUGAUGAUGAUGAUGAUUCCACUGAGAACGGACACCAAGGCCACAGCAAGCACAGAGGCCAUGAAGAUGAUGACGACAUCUCAGAGGAACACCACCAUCAUGUCCCCAACCAUGGGCCCCAAGGCCACAGAGAUGAUGAUGAAGAUGAUGACGAUGAUAUGUCCACUGAACAUUGGCACCAGGCCCCCAGACACACCCAUCAUGGCCUCGGGGAUGAGAGAGAAGAGGCAGAGGAAGAGGUGCCACGUGAGUUGAGCCGCCACAUUGCAGGAAGCGAAGAGGAGGAGGAGGUCCCAGGGGAGGAUGACCCAGAAGGCCCACGUCAUCACCGCCACAGUGUCCCCAGGGACCAGGAUGAGAGCAUCUCUGCCGAGCUUGAUCCCGAGGCCCCCAGCCAUAGGCAACAAGACCACCAAGGUGAACGCACAGGGGCUGGGGCCAGCAGUCAUUUGCAAGAGGUUGAUUCAGAAGAGGAGGAGGGGAAGGAGGAAGACCACAGCUCUGAGGAGGAAGGUCAUGAAAGUGCAGAACAGCAGGCCCAAGGAGCCCGCCAUGGAAGCCUAGAUAGGGAUGCUGAGGAAGAUGAGGAGGAAGGUCAUGGUCUCCAUGUGAGCCGGGAAGACGAUGAAAAUGAAGAGGAGGAGGAGGAGGAGGAAGAAGAGCGGGCUGAGAUUAGGGCACCACUAAGCCAAUAUCAUAAGACAGAGAAAGAGGAAGAGGAAGAGGAGGAGGGCCUGGAGGAAGAUGAGCUCCCCUUCACCAUCAUCCCCAACCCCCUGGCUGGGAGGGAGGAGAUUGGAGGCGGCUCCAGUGAGGAGGAGAGCGGAGAGGACACAGGUCCCCAGGACAUGCAGGACUAUGGGAACUACCAGCCAGGAUCCCUGUGUGGCUACUGCUCCUUCUGCAACCGAUGCACUGAAUGUGAGAACUGUCACUGUGACGAGGAAAACAUGGGUGAACACUGUGACCAGUGCCAGCACUGCCAGUUCUGCUACCUCUGCCCACUGGUCUGCGAAACGGUCUGCACUCCGGGAAGCUACGUGGACUACUUCUCCUCUUCCUUGUAUCAAGUCCUGGCCGACAUGCUAGAAACGCCCGAGCACUGA